AUGGUCGGUGAUAGAGACGCCAUUCAGGACAAUUACAACUCGGUGUCUUGCACGUCGUUCGAUACGCUUGACGCUUUAACUUCCGAUGCUAUAGUGCAACAAAAUAGCCACGAAAUAGCCGUGUCAUUGUCGGAUAAAAAUAGCGACGGUAAAGAGAACCGUGUGCCUCUUAUUGGGGAUAAUUGGGGUCAUCCAAACAUUACCAUGAGACGUCGAAGUCGAAAAUCAGCCGAUCUACAUGCUUUCACUUCCAAUUCCGAGCCACCUGUCUCGUCGUCGAUUCUUGGGAAACGUUUAGCUUCAAAUACUUCUUUAGGAACUUUCAAUGAGAGUGAGGAAAGUGAUUUUGAUGCAGACAGAGCGCAUCGUGUCUCGUUAGAAUCUUCCAAAGCUACGACGCACUUUGAAGCACGAGCGUCGGCACUUCAUACCGAGUUGUUGGAUAUAGGGCCGAAGACUGGUGGCUCGAUUUUCGCCUCAUUGCGAGUGGAUGAUUAUAAUCAUAUUCCAGAACUACACUUUGGCUCUGUAGCCGUCGGUGACCGAAGAAGCAGACAAUUGAUUAUAGAGAACACGAAAGAGAUUGGAAACGCGAGAGUAAAAUACGAUGGACAUGUCUUGAUAUCCAGGUCAUCCGAAUUGUUACAGAGCAAAACAAGGUUUAAAUGUGAUCUUCACGUCUGUGUUGUGGGCGCGCUUAAGUCUGUGACCUUACGAGUGACGUUUGAGCCUUUUUCGUCAGAUGUCGGUCGACAGGUUAUGGCUAUGCUAAAGUUCACAGUAAAUGACAAACAUAAGCUUCAAUGUCGAGCAAUAGGAGAUGUGACUCCACGCGUGCCAAAGUUAUCGAAAGUAAUUCGAGGAGAAUCGGUACCCGAUUCGGAAGUUGUAGCGUCUAAAAGGCGACGGUCCUGGAAACCGGAAGAAAAAAGCGGACAAUCGACGUCGGAUAUGUCUUUUACAUCAAAAAUAAGCUUGUUAAACGAUUGGGAAUUCGGAACGAAAGAACGACCAACAGUGGGGCAUAAACGAAGUUCGAGUGUUGCGAUUGAUAUCUCACCUCCACAAAAUGGUGUGAAAAAGAGAAAAAUUGAACCAAUGAAAGCUUUGAUAUCGAAAACAAAUGCUGGUAAGGUCUAUGCGGGGUCUUGGUGGAAACAGCGCCAGACUGUUUAUGAUGAGAGUUGGAUGGCGAAACAGAGGGAAGGAUUUACGAAGUGGAUUAAUUACGUGCUGUUGAAUGAGCGACUGAGCGAUUGUGACGCACAGGGUAAACACGAGGAACAAGAUGUCAGAAAUAGGUUCGACUUUUCGUCUCUGCGUGUGCUAACUCAAAAACGGAUGGAAUCUAAGUGGAUGCAAGCUGCUGUCGAAUUGUAUCAGUCUCCAAGCAUGGAAGACAUCUUAUUUAAUUUGCAGGAUGAAAUUGGAAACAAGGGGCUUGAAUUUCGUUCCGACCGUCCUGUGUAUGCUGACGUAGGCUUGCAAGAAGAACUGAUUAACUUGCUCAACAAUUAUCAUCCAGUGUGGCUUUGUUUGGGUCUCUAUGCAGUUCUUGGAUGUCAAAUUAUGAAAGAAGAAAAAUGCUCGCUUCGUGCCUUGUUUAAGGUGACAACUAUUUCACUUCAUGAUGCCCAAAAAAAUUCUUAUAAUGAAAGAAAAAUGCCGCAAAUACUACGACGAAUCAUUGUUAAGCACCUAAUUAAAGACUCACAUGUAGCUCAGAACUACCGCUUGGUUCAGCACUUGAUGACCCCAAUAGAUGGUUCUACUGCAGAUCGUCAUGAUGGUGGCAAUGUUUUUAUAAAUGAGAAGAAAAAUAUCAAUGGUCGUGAGUAUUUUGACGCUUUAACGCAGUCAUUCAUGCUUAAAUUUUUUAUGCUCGUAAUGUUUUUGGAUCGCGCAAUCGAGCGCAAAAAUGACACAUUUAUGCAAUUUCCGUGUCUGUUUCGAAUUGCACCUAAGACGAAGAAAUCUGCUUUUGCUCAAGCGCAGGAUGUUCACGAUAGAAGUCAAGACGAUGUAGUCUGGGUCAAAAAUUCCCAAGUGUUUUUGACAGAGUUUUGUCGACUUUUUCUAGCGAAUGAAGGUCGUAUUGACAAGCAUUUGAAACUCUUAGGCUAUACACUAAAGUACGAACAAACUUCACUAGAUGAGAUUGAUCUGGAGGUGACAAACCUGUAUACAGAUUUGUGUGACGGCGUUCGACUAGCUAAGUUAAUUGAGGCGCUGACAACGCGGUCAUUGUCUUUCGAUAAGAAAAGUGGGGAUGGCAGGAUCAUUCGAAGUUUGUCGACAUUUUUACGGGUGCCUGCACUGUCACUAUUACAAAAAACACACAACGUCGAGAUAUGUCUGCAUUAUCUUCAAGACAAAUGUGGUACAUCCAUCUUUGAUACGCUUUACAGUAGUGACAGUAAGAUGGAUGAAAAGCUUAAAAUCAAUGGUCGUGUCCGUGUUUCUGCAUCUGGAUUCGCUGGUUUACAAAGCAGAGUGAAUGAGCAGAUGGUGAAAUCGCUCGCCAAAGAAAUUGUGAGUGGUCAUCGAGAGAAAAUUCUUGCGUUGCUGUGGCUACUGAUCAGUUGCUUCCAGUUGCAAUCUCUUGUUGAUGCUUCGACCAUGAGACGGGAGAUUGAGAAUGUCGUUAAGCGAAUGAGCUUUCGUGCGAAAAAUUUCUUCGAUUCGCAACAGCAGAUAGCACCUCUGGCUCACACGAACGAACAUGAAUGCUAUACGCUGUUGUUAGAGUGGUGUCGCGCUGUGUGUGCCAACUAUGACGUAGAGAUUUGUGACUUUUCUGGAUCAUUUGCUGAUGGCAAGGCCCUUUGUUACCUUCUUCAUUAUUACCAUCCGAUGUUACUAUCGAAAACUGACGUGUUGCCAACAACUAGCGAUGUUCGGGAUGAAAAGAGUAAGGAUAUGAAUGAGAAGUCAUUACUUAUGAAUGAGCAGCGGCACUUUGCGAUUGUUAAUGAUCGCAUUAAGCAACUGGGAGAAGUACCAGUACUUAUGCCACAGCAGUACAACAGCAGGAACCCUCCAGAUGAUAAGAUGGUGGUCACAUUCGUAUGCUAUUUGCAAUCGCGUCUGAUGGACUCAUACGGCGAAAUUCAUGCUGCAUCUAGAUUAAAGCGGUGGUGGCGAAGCCCCUUUAUUCGGCUACGACUGUUUCGUCAAAAGUCUCGCAGUGCUCGUGUGGUGCAGCGGUUUUGGUUCACCUCAAGCCAAAAACGACUGGCAAUACGUCAAUGCCGCAAACUUCUUCGAGCAGCAUAUACCGUUAAACGAUCAGUACAAACAUUUGCAUUAAGGAAGCGAUUCAUUCGACUGAGAAAAUAUGUGAUUGCGAUUCAGCGGGCCUUCCGUUUGCGUCAGCAUUUGCGUGAUAAUGUAAUUAUGCAAGAGGCAGCUUCGGUAAUUCAGAUAUACUGGCAAAAGCAUUUUGAGUGGACUCGCGGGAAAACUCGAAUUUUACUUGAAGUGAGACAACAAAAGGUUGCACAGGAGAAAAUGAAAUUGAGCUGUUUUGUGAUUGAGAAAAACUGGCUGCAGUAUCUGUCAAAGGAGGCAGCUCGACUGUAUCGACAGCAAUUGAUUGCUGACCGUCAGGCUGCUGUUAGUAUUUUUCAAGCUGCUUGGCGACAUAGAAAAUGUCGUUUUGUAGCACGGAAGCAACGUCAGGAAAUGUGGCGACAGCUGCAUUUCGCAGCGCGAAUAUUUCAGCGAGCUUGGGCUUUCCGAAAAAUUCGAGAGAAGAUGAAACGACGCGUUGCUUUGCAGCGGUAUGAGCAGAUGUUGAGAGACAAGGAGUUUCAAGUCAAGCGCGUUGAGCUGAAACAAAAGGUGGAGACACGUGCGGCCACGAUUGUUCAAAAAGUGUUUCGUGGGUUUUUACUCAAUAAGCGAGAAAUAGCGGCGACGAAAAUGGCCUGCGUAUUUAGAGGUGUGAAGCAGCGACAGCUCUUUCACAGACAAAAGCAGGCCAUAAAACGUAUUCAGCGGAAUGUCCGGGUUUGGCGUCGAGCGAAUCAAUUGAAUGCACUGAAACAGUUAUAUAACAAGUUUUUGACGUAUCAGCAAAUGAAGAUUCAGGAAGCACAGAAACGCUCUUUGCGACUCCAAGCGCUGAAGUUUAAAGUGGAAAUGCGAGCAUCUUGCCGCAUCAAGACAUUCUUUCGACGGUCUCGUCAUCGAAAACAAACAUGUGCCGCAACAAUCAUUCAAGCUUCGUUUCGAGGCUGGGCGGCUAGGACUUGGUACCGUACACUUUGUCAUUGUACGUGUUUAAUACAGAGAAACGUUCGCGUGUGGCGACGUCAAAAUCAACUACGUGCGCUUCUGUUGUUUCAAAAGAUGCUAUUAAGCUAUCGGCGCCAGCAACGUGAGGAGGAGGAAUUUCUUAUGAAUCUUCGUCAGGACCGUCUUCGGCGACUACGGAAUAUAGUGCUACAUCGUUCUGCUUUCCGCAUUCAAUCCGUCUAUCGUGUCUAUGCUCAUCGUAAGCGAAUGCUGGCUGCAAAAAUUCUACAAACAGCUUUUCGUGGAUUCAUAGUGCGACUUCGAUACAUCAGUACUUACUCUAAUUUGAUCAGAAUUCAACGUGCAGCCCAUGCGUGGGUUGCAAGGAUAAAGUUUCAACAAAGGUUGCGAAUGCACCGUGCAGUCGUGAGGAUUCAGAAACGUAUUCGUGGACGGAAUUCUCGCCGUUAUCAAUUUGAUUUCUAUACUUUGAAGACGCAAUUACAGAAGCUACGUAUACACGUGUCGUGCUGGCAGAUUGAGUUUUGGUAUGAAAAGUGCAUACGGAAGUACAGAAGGAAACGGAUGUUGGUGAUGCGCGCCCACUGGACGCGUUUAAGCUAUUGCCUUCUUUUCAAGCGUAGAACAGAAGUCAAUCGAAUUGAAACUUGCUGGCGGUCGUAUCGUCUGAGGAAAAUUUUAAAUGAUCGAGUUGAAUACAAAUAUCAUCGCAAUAUUGCAGCGCAGCAUAUGCAAGUGUGGUGGUUGGAGCUGUGUUGUAAGUGGGCAGAACGGAAACGGCGAAUUGAUGAGAAGCACCAGCAAAAGAUUAAGGAGAUAGCUAUCACGAUGGGGAGAACGCGUGCUGAACGUAAAAUUGCAUUGUGGCUUCGUGAAAAAGUGGUCGCUCCUCAUCGUGCACAUUACAAUUUCAUUAAGGCGGUACGAAGAGUUCAAGCGUCGUGGCGUGGCGCUAUGGUACGCUUGUAUAAAUGCACGGAGGAGAUCACUCAGCAGCGGAAAAAAUUGUGUACGAUGAAAUUAGUUGAACAGGAGGCUGAUGCUAGUACAAAUUUGUCUUCGAAAAGUUUGGAGCGAUUAAGAGUCGAGGUUCGAGAUGAAUCAAAUGCACAGACAAAGCCACCUCAAACGCUGGGUACACGACUGGAUCUUGCCCUGCACAUGCUUAUUUAUGGUGAGCGUCUUCAAGACAUGCUGUUUGCAAGUUACACGAUUGAAGUAUGCACGCGCUACUCUCGGGAAUGCUGUCGUACUUGUGUACAGCUCCGGAUCUCGUCGACUAUUUUCGGUGCAAUUCGUGGAUUAAAUAGAAGCCGUCCACAUGUAGAACUCUUACAUCAACUACUGCUUGUAUUGAGGAAUCUGACAAUGUAUCGACGAUCAGCAGACAAGAAAAAGAAGGAGCCAUUAAUGGAUACGAAAGAUGCAAAGAAACGUUUGGACGUGGAUUUGCGUGCGUUGGAUACGCUCGUAGACUUGCUGCAUAUUCAUCGCGACAUGCAUCAUGUCUUUGUGCUUUCGGCAAAGGUGAUCAUGUACUAUUUGGAACGACUGCGGCCCUUUGUAAGUACACAUGAAGACGUGAACGAAAGUUGGAGUGGAGCAGAGAAACGAUUGACUGGUCUACGGGAACUGCUGAUGAGAAAACUGGCACUGUACAACGCAACGGCUUCAUUUCGACGUGCGAAUCGGAUUUCGGAUAAAUCUGCUGCGAACAAUCUCAUGCGGAAGGUGGAUCCAAAGACUGCUGUUUCUAUUAUGGAACAGAUUAUGCGUUUGGUCGUACGCUAA
Messenger RNA from Plasmopara halstedii, 6051 nucleotides. RefSeq names its product Microtubule-associated protein Asp. Gene Ontology annotation, biological process: establishment of meiotic spindle localization; spindle organization; mitotic cell cycle. The transcript has a single exon. Gene Ontology annotation, molecular function: protein binding. NCBI's taxonomy places the organism in Eukaryota, Oomycota, Peronosporomycetes, Peronosporales, Peronosporaceae. The record is from RefSeq and is a predicted model, not a curated record. Gene Ontology annotation, cellular component: spindle pole. The coding region runs from base 1 to 6051 and encodes 2016 amino acids.